CGAGUGCAUGAUGGCGAGCGAUCGGGGCGACCUCUGUGUAAAAGUACUCGAAGCAGUUCCGAACUGCGGGCGGCUGUCUCGACUGUUGGAAUGUUUUUCGAAUGAGUUUGCGCGCGCUCCCAGCUUCGUCGUACGAUGCAGUGGAAGAGUGAAUAUUAUUGGCGAGCACGUGGAUUACUGUGGAUAUCCCGUCUUUCCGAUGGCCAUCGAGCAGACGAUCCUGCUUGCGGUGGCUCCUUCGGACGACAAUCUGCUGCACAUCAAGAAUGCUGACAGCAACUUCAAGCCGUACAAGUGUAAUGUGCUUACUUUUAGCAUUGAUGUGCCCAGUUCCGGUGGACCAAACUGGUACCAGUACGUGCUGUGCGGUGUGAAAGGAGUACUGGAAAAUAGCACCAUACAACACGAUGCAGCCCGGGGCAUGAUGAUCAUGCUGUUCGGCAACAUUCCUCCGGCCUCGGGACUUUCCAGUUCGAGUGCCAUCGUUAGUGCCACAGUCCUGGGGACAGCAUACAUGCAUAAUGCCACACUGAACAAACAAACUCUUGCCACCAUUUCCGCCGAGUGCGAAAAGUUCAUCGGAACACAAGGCGGUGGCAUGGAUCAGGCCAUCGCAUACCUGGCACAGGAAGGAUGCGCUCAGCUGAUUGAGUGGAAUCCGCUUCGAGCUACUCCGAUUCAAAUGCCGGCGAAUGGUGUGUUCGUCAUUGCCAACAGCUUGUCCGAAGCGAACAAGGCGGCUACGUCCGAUUUUAACCAGCGUGUCGUGGAGUGUAGACUAGCAAGCAGACUGUUGGCGAAACAGAUGAAACUUAACUGGCGCGAUCUGCAUCGUUUCGCCGAUCUGCAGAAAGCGCUUGGCUAUUCUCUGGAACAGAUGGAAGCGCUUGUACAGGCCAACCUGGGGUUGAACGUUUACUCAAGGAAUGAUUUGCUAAUGCAGCUAGAGGUAACGGAGCAGGACUUUUCAGACAAUCUGCUAACGCCCAACACGCGUCAUUCGGAGACAUUCAAACUGAGGCAACGUGCGUUACACGUUCUGCAAGAGUCACUUCGAGUGCAACAGUUUAUAGAAACUGCAAGAUCUAAUCCAGACGACUGCAUACCACGCAUGAAAGCACUGAUGAAGCAGUCGCAUGAAUCCUUGCGCAUGCUUUACGAAUGUUCGCACGAGAACUUGGAUCGGAUUGUGGAACUCUCGGAGCAUCUGGGCGUAGGAACACGACUGACUGGAGCCGGAUGGGGCGGAUGCGUUGUUGCACUGUGUGACGGUGUAGAGGAAAGCCAACGCUUCGUUGAAACGUUGAAGACGGAGUUUUAUGCCAACAUUCCGAAGGCACAAACAUGCGAAAUCGAGAGCUUGUGCUUUACUACCAGCCCACAACGAGGUGCCGAAAUUUAUCUGAUCGAAAAGCAACACAAUAUUUUGGACCCAUCAGUGUAA
Messenger RNA from Anopheles maculipalpis, 1444 nucleotides. Its product is annotated as N-acetylgalactosamine kinase-like. Lineage: Eukaryota; Metazoa; Arthropoda; Insecta; Diptera; Culicidae. Gene Ontology annotation, molecular function: ATP binding; galactokinase activity. The record is from RefSeq and is a predicted model, not a curated record. Gene Ontology annotation, biological process: galactose metabolic process; carbohydrate phosphorylation. Bases 8 to 1444 code for a protein of 478 amino acids. Gene Ontology annotation, cellular component: cytosol; cytoplasm. The transcript is spliced from 7 exons.